Molecule: messenger RNA, 303 nt
Organism: Striga asiatica
Lineage: Eukaryota; Viridiplantae; Streptophyta; Magnoliopsida; Lamiales; Orobanchaceae
Source: the annotation of a GenBank genome assembly
AUGGUGAGGUUGCUUUCUCUCUUCCAUCUUCUACCGUCGUAUGGGCCGCAUCUGCCACCGUGCAAGUCGUCGGGAGCUGCGGGUGUGCCGACGUUUGGGUUCGAGAGGAGGGAUGCAAAUUGUGACGGGCUUCCCGUUGCGGGCCUUGGUCUUGGUCGAGUAGACGGCGAGAAGUACGGCCCGAAUCCGAAGAGCCGUAGAGGGAGACUGGUCGGUCUGUGGCGUGGUGGUGGAUUCGGCGGAGGUAGACGGCUUGCGACGAUCCGGAUGGUGGCGCACACCUCCUACGCUUUCAAUGGCUGA